CGACCUCUGUGUACAGUUUCUGCUUGACAGUGUCCAGCAAUUGGGGCCCAAAGUACCUCGGAUGGAGGAGGAUCUCGUGUUCCAAAGAGAUCUAGAGUGGAUUCGAUGAGAGAAUGUCCACUGGAACUUAAUUUUAAUUUUUGGUUUAUUUGUUACUCACGUGGUAGAACAUUCCGAUGAUUUUUUGGGACGUGAGCAGUGUUUAGCGUCCUUCACGAGCUAGGUUAUGUUGACAUGUUGUGGGAGGGUCGGUGGAGGGGGAAUUGUCAGUCGGUGACAUAUUCCCACGCGAAUAAUAAUUAUUUGUCGAAAGGAAGAAAUAGUUGGAGUGAAUAUGUUCGGAAAUAAGAGGAAGAACCUGCCACCGAGGCCUAGUCUGCCGCAGGCGGACCAGAUAACUGAGGAUCUCUGUAUUCCAACCACGAAUGACGUUGCUUUCAGCUUCCAAGAUCGAGACGAUAUGCAGCCGAAUUUGCACUUUCCCACGAACGCCUACGACGUAGAGAACAUAUACGGAAAGGCUCGAACCUACCUGAACGGCAAUAAACAGCUGAAGCUCCUCGCGGAGUCCCUAGAGAUCGAGAAAAAUGAAUUACAAAUAAAUUACACAGCCAUUGUAACAUUAGCCCAAGACAUUCGAGAUCAGGCGCAGGCUGUCCUGACGAAAUAAUCGACAUUAAUGCCCAUGUAAAUACCUUAAUCACUUUAUUAUAAAAUCUCUAUACAUGAAUAGUACGUGUAAAGAUAUGUUCAUUCAAUUUUCCAUAAUAAAUUUUUCUUCAAACAAGAAA
Messenger RNA from Diachasma alloeum, 791 nucleotides. RefSeq lists its product as uncharacterized. The record is from RefSeq and is a predicted model, not a curated record. The transcript is spliced from 2 exons. The coding region runs from base 335 to 670 and encodes 111 amino acids. Lineage: Eukaryota; Metazoa; Arthropoda; Insecta; Hymenoptera; Braconidae.